Messenger RNA from Conger conger (European conger), 1839 nucleotides. RefSeq names its product nuclear GTPase SLIP-GC-like. The annotation marks the transcript as partial. Gene Ontology annotation, molecular function: GTPase activity. The transcript has 14 exons. The record is from RefSeq and is a predicted model, not a curated record. NCBI's taxonomy places the organism in Eukaryota, Metazoa, Chordata, Actinopteri, Anguilliformes, Congridae.
AUGCCAUAUCUGAGAGAGAAGAUCUCAAGUCUAAAAGAUUAUAACCACAAAGAGAAAAUUUGCAUUGGAUUCUUUGGGAAGACGGGAGCAGGAAAGAGCUCAUUGAUCAACGCAAUUGUCGAAGAAAGCCAACUUCUACCUUCAGACAGCAUGUGUGCCUGCACUUCCGUUUUUGUGCAUGUACAAGCUAAUACUGAAUCCAGCAAAUACAAAGCUGAUAUUGAAUUCAUCAGUGCAGAGGACUGGAAAUCAGAACUACAUUUCCUGCAAGACUCACUCAAAAAUGAAAAUGACCAACAAAACAAAAUGGCAGCAAAAGAUGAUGAAAUUGCAAAAAUGGCAAGAGAAAAGAUUACAGCCAUUUAUGGAGAAGAGGGCCUGGAGAAAGAUUACAGUGAAUUGGCCAGACAGGUUCCUGUGAUUCCAGGCACAGGCACGAAGACUCUGACUUUUGACACUGCCAAAGAACUGUCUAAAGGCAUUGGAUGCUACAUUCGGAGUGAAAAAAAAUCAGAGCAGCAGUUCUGGCCUCUGGUGAAGCGAGUCACCAUCUUCCUGCCGAAGUCUCCAGCUCUGCUGGAGGGGAUUGUGCUGGUGGACCUGCCUGGAGCUGGAGACGUCAGUAAAUGCAGAAGCGACAUGUGGAAAGAGUGUCUCAGCCAGUGCUCCUCUGUCUGGAUUGUGAGUGAGAUGAACCGUGCCCUGUCUGAGAAAGAAGCCGAUGAGAUCUUUGAUACAUCAUUGAGAACCAUUGCCGGAGGAGGAGAGUGUCACAAUAUCACCUUCAUCUGCACCAAAACAGAUAUCAUCAACCCACGGGAGAUCAAAGCACAUGAUGAUAUCACAGAUGAGUACCUUGAAAUAGAAAGUAACAAGGAUACCCCGGAAUAUGGGAAGAAAGAAAAACAGGCGUGUGUACUGUACCGUAAUGAGAAAUUUAAAAAAGAAAUCAAAACACUCUUCAAAGAUAAAAUGAAGACAUUUCUGCUUGGUGAUGACGACCAUUCAGAUGAGUUCUUCAAUGUGUACACUGUGAGUUCUGAAGAAUUCAACAAUACUGAACAUUUUCUGGAUCGCAAUGAAACUGAAUUGCCAGCACUGAUGGAGCACAUUAAGAAACUGUACGUCUCCCAUUUCAAGAAGAAAGUGAAAGAUUAUGUAUCCGAGGUUUCUGGAGUCAUUUCAUAUCUUCACUUUUCAAAGGAUGCUCUCAGUUCAAAGAACCAGUCCUCAUAUGACCAGGAGUUCAGCCGACUUGAAAAGGAUCUGGUUAAUAUGUGCAGAACAUUGAAUUCAACUCUGAGCAAAGUUCACACAAAACUCCUGGAAAAACUGGAAAUGGGAGCAAAGAGAGCAGAGAGAACAUGCCUGGAAAAGGCCACAGCCAGUGUGCUGGAAUCAGAAUCGUGUGAUAACAGAGGCCACCACAAGACACUCAAAGCCUUGUGUAGAAAUGAUGGAUAUUACCAAUCUCGCUCAAGAGGGUUAUUUGAUCUGAACUACACUCUGUCAGAACCCAUGUACGAAAAGAUAAAUGAAAACAGCCUCUUCCUGACAACAUUUGGCACUGGAUCUACAAGAGCCUCAAUCAAAGGGACAUUUGAAAGUUUCCAAGUGGACUUCAUCAAACAUGAGCAUCUGAACCAACACAAGACAAAGAAUAAAGAGACAUACCUGCGUCUGGUGUACAUUAGAACAGAGCAAAGAAAAGUGCACAGGAAACUGGAGAAGGAAAUCCUAAAGAGAAAGAAGCUGAUCUACAAUUCCCUCAGUGAUUCAAUCUGUGACACCAUGAAGCAAACAUACCAAGAAUGCUCUGACAUCAACGGAAAAGAAUCU